Oncorhynchus gorbuscha (pink salmon) is the source of this 582-nucleotide messenger RNA. RefSeq names its product alsin-like. The transcript is spliced from 5 exons. The record is from RefSeq and is a predicted model, not a curated record. The coding region runs from base 1 to 582 and encodes 193 amino acids. Lineage: Eukaryota; Metazoa; Chordata; Actinopteri; Salmoniformes; Salmonidae.
AUGAGAAGCCACGAGAAAGUGAACGAGGAUCGCUAUGGGGCCCAAUCGGGUGAUGUAGGCUUUGAGUUGGGCCGUCUAGCCGUAUCCCCAGAGCAGAAGUGGAAGGCAGUGUUCUCAGAGUGUUGGAGCAGGCUGGGCUGUGAGGCCCCGGGACAGCCUGAGGAGAGAGUGAUGGCCUGGGAAAACAUCGCUGUUACACUCACCACAGGACGCAGAGACAGUCCAGAGCUGCUGAGCAGGUCUCAGAGUCGAGUCCUGGAGAAGCUGGAGGUGAUUCCUCAACAUACAGGUCCAGUUACUGCUGGGGGGUAUGACGUCAUCCGACGAUACCUCACCAAGGCCUGCGAAACCCCCCUCCACCCUUUGGGGGGGUUACUGGAGACCCUAGUGACUGUGUACAGGAUUACCUAUAUAGGGGUAGGAUCUAACAGAAGGUUGCUACAACAGGCUGUGGAAGAGAUCAGGUCCUACCUCAGACGGAUCUUCCAGCUGGUCAGGUUUCUGUUCCCUGACCUCCCUGACGAGGGAGGUGUUAUUCACCCUGACCCCAAAGGAUCCUCAGAAACAGACCAGCAAGGGUGA